Zootermopsis nevadensis is the source of this 1728-nucleotide messenger RNA. RefSeq names its product DExD-box helicase 52 (gene ais). Gene Ontology annotation, cellular component: cytosol. NCBI's taxonomy places the organism in Eukaryota, Metazoa, Arthropoda, Insecta, Blattodea, Termopsidae. Gene Ontology annotation, biological process: maturation of SSU-rRNA. Gene Ontology annotation, molecular function: RNA helicase activity; ATP binding; nucleic acid binding. The record is from RefSeq and is a predicted model, not a curated record.
CAAAAGCUUACAACUGGUGCGAAGUUUAAUUUCAAGAAAUAUUCUGCGGAUGCUCAGAAGCUUCAGGUUUUGAAAUCAAAGUGUGCACCUGUCUCUCCUGCCACAAGCAUAAAAAAGGAAUCAAAAGAAGAGACCUGUAAAUUAGAAAACACUGUCAACUGUGAAGCUUAUGAAUGGAGUGAUACAAAUAAUGAACUAACAUUACUUGGGUCAAUAAAGGCAGUUAAUGUUGGAAGUAAGGUCAAGAAAAAGAAGCAAUUACAUACGGAGGAAUUACUUGAGAAAAAACUUGCUGCUCAACAGGAAGAACAGAUUUCCCAGUUAAGGAACAGAUAUCAUAUCUCUGUGAUUGGGCGAAGUGUUCCACCUCUGAUAGAAGAUUUUAAUAAGUUACAAGAGGUGUUCAAACUUUCAUCAUCAUUGAUACAGAACCUGCAAACUGCUGGCUACACAGUUCCAACUCCAAUUCAGAUGCAGGCUGUUCCGAUAAUGCUUCAGAGUCGUCAAGUGUUGGCAUGUGCACCUACAGGUUCAGGCAAGACUGCAGCCUUUCUUAUACCAAUCAUCCACCACCUAGUAGGGCCCAGGAAGCUUGGUUUCCGUGCGGUUAUUGUUAGUCCUACAAGAGAAUUGGCCAGUCAGACAUACAGGGAAUGUGUGCGUCUUUCUGAGGGAACUGGCCUGAGAAGUCAUAUUAUUAGCAAGGCAAGCCAAGCUGUGAACAAGUUUGGCCCUCAGUCUUCAAAAAAAUUUGACAUCCUUGUGACCACUCCCAACCGAAUGGUUUAUUUGCUGCAGCAGGAACCACCUGCUCUGUCAUUAAACAAUGUUGAAUGGCUGAUAGUGGAUGAAUCAGACAAGCUGUUUGAGGCAGGUCCUAAAGGUUUCCGUGACCAAUUAGCAGUAAUCUACAAAGCAUGCGACUCAAGUAAUGUGAAAAGAGCCAUGUUCUCUGCAACUUAUACUGUAGAUGUUGCCCGUUGGGCUAGGAAAAAUCUCAGAGGUUUAAUUUCUGUUACAGUUGGCCACAGGAAUGCUGCUUCUGAUAAUGUAGAUCAAAAAUUGUUGUUUGUGGGCAGUGAAGCUGGCAAGAUGGUGGCAUUACGAGAACUAGUGCAGAAGGGGCUUACACCACCAGUAUUGAUUUUUGUGCAAACCAAAGAGCGUGCUAAAGAAUUAUUUUCAGAGUUGAUCUAUGAUGGAAUCAAUGUUGACGUCAUCCAUGCAGAUCGAACUCAGCUCCAGCGUGACAAUGUAGUGCGUAGUUUCCGUGGUGGCCAGGUCUGGGUUCUCAUAUGUACAGAACUAAUGGGAAGAGGAAUAGAUUUCAAGGGUGUAAGCCUAGUAAUCAACUAUGACUUCCCACCUAGUGCUAUAUCAUAUAUUCAUCGCAUUGGCAGGACUGGGCGUGCGGGUAGGCCAGGCAAAGCUGUCACAUUCUUCACAGAAGAUGAUACUGUAAACUUACGCAGUAUAGCUCAUAUGUUGCGUGAGUCUGGAUGUGAGGUGCCUGAGUACAUGCUAACAAUGAAGAAGGCGAGCAAACGUGCUCGUCGCAAACUGGAGAGUCAUGCACCCUACAGGGAAAGCAUUUCAAGUGUUCCUGCAUAUGAGAUAGAACGUGUUAAGAAUCUCAAGAGAAAAAUACGGGAAUCAAAACUGAAGAGAGAGAGAUCACAGAACACAGAAUUGCUGCCAGUGAAGCGGGAAAGAUAGCUAGUCACUACA